Molecule: messenger RNA, 2728 nt
Organism: Pseudomassariella vexata
Lineage: Eukaryota; Fungi; Ascomycota; Sordariomycetes; Amphisphaeriales; Pseudomassariaceae
Exons: 3
Coding region: 150-2618 (822 amino acids)
Source: RefSeq, a predicted model, not a curated record
GGCUUCUCUCUGACUAUUCGGUUUUCUUGCGUAUUCUUUUUGAGCUCUGUCCCGUUAUUAGACCCGUGCAUACUCUUGUUUGUUGGCUGUGUUAGACUACCAUGUGGAGAUGCUAGCCGUCUCUCCGAGUCCAUCUUUCUAUUCCCUAGAUGUUCUAUAGAAUGGCCUUCAAGCCUCUGCUUCAUCAGCUGUUAAUAUGGAUCUCGAUAUCGACCGCCCACGGAUACAUGGCCCACCUUGUUAGCCAAGUCAGCGCCUUUAUACCCGACUGUGCUCAGGACUGCGUCGAAUCGUUCAUAGAACUCAAUUUCUUGUCGACGGCUUGCGGGGCGUCUCCUUCUUUACAAUGUCUGUGCUCGCAACACACACAAACUGGGUUUACGAUAGGGGAGGGCGCUGUUCAGUGUAUCGUCGCCUCGGAUCAGCUUGGGUAUUGCCGCACCGGUGAAGUCGACGCCACGGUCGUCUCCAAAGCCUAUAAGAUGUGUUCAGGUCAAGUGAGCGCACUGCCCAAUACCCAUCCAACACUAUCGGCCACCCUGGUGGUUCCGACUUCUGGGACGGGAAUCAUCAUCAUUGAAACUCCAACUUCAACCAGGACUUUGGUUUCGGCCACGCAGAGCAUGUCGAACUCGGUAUCCCGGACAUACUCAGCCAGUCCAGUGAGUACUGCUAUAGUACCAACAACAUUUACGACUUCGAGGAUAACGUCAACACAAUCCGCACCGCCCUCGCCAUCCUCGUCGUCGACAACCGCUGCUGCAACUGCAACGACAGAUCCUCAGCCCACCGGAGCAUCAGCGCCAGCCCCUGCUAAGCUUGCAACAGCUCAGAUCGUGGGAAUCUCAGUGGGCGUGGCUGGAGCCAUUGGCCUGGCUUUGUUGGCAAUAUUCCUAGCCCGACGUGUGAGGAGGCGUCAGUACCCCGAGUUCUACGAUGAUGGAUUCUUCCCAAUGGAUGAGAAGAGAAACAGUAGUUCCUUGGGAGGUGUCGAGGCAGCAGCCCAACGCCUCUCGAGGAUCUUCCACAUAUCACCUCCGAUCUUGAGAAAUCAACAGUGGCAAGAUACCCCACCCCCGCCACCUUCUGGGAGCGCUGGUGUCGACCGUAGCACCAUCGGUCUCGCUAUAUCUCGCCCCCGAAGCGAUAUCGCCCCGGUGCAGACACCACCCCCGGUAGCCCAAAGACGAUUGUCGAAACUCCUUCCACCCAAGCCGGUAAGGGCAGUGAAGCCCUCACUGACAUUGUCCAUUCCGAUAAAGUCCACUUUGCGCCCUCAGUCUUCGCAGCCGCCACAGACAGACAGGACAAGUACGAUGACCAACAUAACGGCCUUCGCGGAUCUGGACACGGAAGCGGCAGAAGGAAUGCAAAUUUGGCGCCCACCCCCAUCGGAUCCUCAGUCAGCAACGACUUAUUAUGUGGCCGACAGGUGGGGCAACUGGGUUCUAAGUAACGACUAUCGCCAGUCACAACUUGCUCAGGUUGCCGAGGCGGCCGAGCUGGAUACGUACACACCACUGACCAAGUCGCCGAUCGAAAAGAAGGAAGAGGCUGCUGCCAUGGCGGCAGCGAUAUCUGCAGCAUCCGCCAGGCCGGAUGUUUCUAGGCCAAAACCUGCGAUGAUGCCGAGGAAUGUUGCCGACUCCAGUAUGUCUCGUACUUCGAGCCUGUACUCGCAGGCCAGUGCUGUGCGUCCAGGAGUGAAGCCACUCGCUGCACUGGCUAGUCGCAGUAACAGCGCUGGACGGAGGAAGGGCCGUUCGGAUUCGAACGUUUCGCAGGACUCGGCAACUACCAUCGCCACGUCGUCUACCAGCGCAUACGAUGAGGACGAAUAUGUCGGUGGCGAGGCGGAGCGUGGUCGUCUAUCCCAGGCCGCAUUGUCUCCUGUCGUGGAAUCUCCACGGACCCCAACCGGGCGUUCCCCCGUCAAAUAUCCCAAGAUCCCGGGUCGUUUAGACGGUGCAACACUGCGUAUCGUACCACCCCCGAAACGCCCGGAUUUCACGGCAUCACCACCCGGCCAACCUAGUCCGACGCUAGGUGCUGUCCAGCCCGUGAGAGGUUCGCCGUCGGCUUACCCUCCGCCGCUCAACCCGAGACGUUACUCAAAUCUAAGCACCAUGGAUAACAUGAAUAGGCCCAAGCCACCCGUUCAGACUUCGGGUUCCGGUUUCUCUCCCCAACCUCCAUCCAGACCUACUUUGCUGAAGGACAUGCCUGCCUUCCCUAUACCCCCACUGAACCCUCCCAAAGGCAGAACAUCCCGAGACCUAUCCAGAAAUCCACCUAGACUCGACACACGGCAGGUACCGCGCCCGCACAUCGCCUCUUUCGCAUCGCCUACCAGCGCCGCAACCACGAGCUCCGUGGCCAGCUCCCUCCUGGCCAAACGCAGGGGCAGCCAGAAAGCCGUGGCCAUGUCGCUCGAGAAUAGCCAGAAGGGCCAGCAGUGGAUGCGGCAAGGCGGUCGUGGCGCCGACGGACUCCUGAGUCCCGACGCCGCUGCCAUGAUGUCGCCACGAAUGAUUGGGGGUCUGCCCGCUACACCGAUAUGGCAGCCCAAAUUGACGCCUACGCGGAGGGGUGACGAUUUGUUUUUGAAUGUCCAAUAGAGCUUUGCAAAGCUUCGAGACAGACCCGAUAGUCUGAUCGUAUCAUUCCCUAUGUUUCAAGUCCUUCUCGCGCCAAGAAUUGUCGCUACGGCAGCGUUGCACGAUGGAGA